Messenger RNA from Lathyrus oleraceus (garden pea), 735 nucleotides. Its product is annotated as U11/U12 small nuclear ribonucleoprotein 31 kDa protein. Gene Ontology annotation, cellular component: U12-type spliceosomal complex. Bases 1 to 735 code for a protein of 244 amino acids. Gene Ontology annotation, molecular function: RNA binding; zinc ion binding. Gene Ontology annotation, biological process: mRNA splicing, via spliceosome. The record is from RefSeq and is a predicted model, not a curated record. The transcript is spliced from 2 exons. NCBI's taxonomy places the organism in Eukaryota, Viridiplantae, Streptophyta, Magnoliopsida, Fabales, Fabaceae.
AUGUCAAGCAAGAAGAAACACAAACGAAAACACAGCGACAACGAUGAAGACGACGACGUUUUCUACUACCGCUACUGCGCUUCGUCCUCAACCCCUAACACCACCACCACCGGCACCACAUCCAAUUACUCCCUAACAAACUCCGAUCUCCAUACGCUCUUCUCUACUUUCGGCCGCAUCGCGCGUGUAACCGUUCUCAAAGACCGUCACACGCGCCUAAGCCGCGGUGUCGCGUUUGUCCAAUUCAUUUCUCGUAAUGACGCCCAACGCGCCGUGGCAGAGAUGAAUAAGAAGAUUCUCAAUGGAAGGACUCUAACUGCUUCUAUUGCUGCUGAUAAUGGACGUGCUCCGGAGUUUAUUCGGAAGCGCGUGUACAAUACUGAGACUGCUUUGUGUUAUGAGUGUGGGGGGCAUGGUCAUUUGUCGUAUGAGUGUCCUAAGAAUCAGUUGGGGCCGAGGCCGCGGCCUCAGCCUAAGAAGCCGCGACGGGGAUUUAGUGGGCUGAGGGAUAGGGAUGGGGAGGAGGAAGGUGAUGAGGAGGAGGAGGAGGGUGGUCAGAUUGCUGCGGAGCAGUUUGACGAUAAUUGGGCUUCUGUUGUGGAUGAUGAAGCGGGUGAAAGGUUGCUGGGGAGAAACAGAAAUGAUGAUGAGGGUUUGGACAACAACAAGACGAAGAAGAAAGGGAAGAAAGCUGGGUAUUUCAGUGAUGAGAGUGAUCAUGAUGAUGAUGAUUGA